This is a messenger RNA of Leptomonas pyrrhocoris, 2103 nucleotides long. RefSeq lists its product as hypothetical. The coding region runs from base 130 to 2103 and encodes 657 amino acids. Gene Ontology annotation, cellular component: membrane. NCBI's taxonomy places the organism in Eukaryota, Euglenozoa, Kinetoplastea, Trypanosomatida, Trypanosomatidae. Gene Ontology annotation, molecular function: transmembrane transporter activity. Gene Ontology annotation, biological process: transmembrane transport. The record is from RefSeq and is a predicted model, not a curated record. The transcript has a single exon.
AGUUUUUUGUUCUCUCUCCCUGCUGAUUGGGAGUUGUCAUGCGAAGCGUCGAGCGUCGGCGCGCAACCCCUUCGCGUGGUGUAUUCGGAUGAUCUUCCUCCUCGCCUCACCGUUCUAUUUAUAAAGUGCAUGACGCUCAACACCGGCGUCAACGCCGCCGUGCGCGCGGUCUACCCCACGUAUCCAACGACGCUCCUGCAACGUACACUCGAGAAGGCGUGGUUUUGCCAGUUUUGUAUCGGCAUCCUCAUCUGCGUGAACAACGGCGCGUGUUUCACCUUUGGCAUCUUCAGUCCCUACAUGAAGAGAGGCGCCUUCCGCUACACCCAAUCGCAGAUUGACGUGGUGUCCACGGUAGGCGUGCUCCUGAGCUACUUCUCCAUGCCGACGGGCUUCCUGUUCGACCGCCGCGGACCCGCUGCCACACUGCUGGCCGGCACCAUUCUGAACGUGACGGGCUGGGUGGGGAUGUACUUCAUCUUCAAGGACAUGGAGCACCCGCUGCUCUCCAACAGCGUGGUGGUGAUGGCCUUCUUUUUUGGUCUCUCCCAGUUCUCCGCCAGCUUCUACGAGACGGGCAGCGUGUUGACCAACUUGAAGUCGUUCUCGUGCUAUCAGGGACGCGUUAUUCUUAUCCAGAAAACGUUCAUGGGCCUCGGGAGCUCUCUCGUGGCCCAGAUCUAUGUCGCCUUCUUUGAGAAGACGUUCAGCGGCAUUGCCCCAUUCUUUGCUUUUCUCUUUCUCUACUCUGCCGUUGCGGGUACGCUGGCGGUGCUGUACCUGCGGCUGCCCACGCCGGAGACGCGGUGCGUCGGCCUCAACGUUGAGGACGCCGAGACCAAAGCGCGUGGUGGCGGCGAGCCGCGGAUGUUCCGCACGCCGUUCAACGUCGGCACCGCCAUCUUGUGCGUCGGCGUGGCUUUUGUGCUCGUCACGACGCUCGUGGAGAACUUCGUGACGUUGACGGCUGCGAUGCGGGCGUGGAUCGGUGCAGCGACGGUCCUGCUGUGUAUGUCCUUCACCUCGAUGAUCUUCACCACCCCCAGCUACGAAGUGAACCGCCAGAGAGGGGAGAGGGCCGGCGCUGGGCGGGAGGCGGUGGAGCUUGACGGAAUGCCUUCAAGGGCAACGACCACGACGGUUACUGCUGACUGGACCGCAACGGAGCUGGAGGAGGGAGACAGGAGUCAGUGCGUGGUCGAAGACUUGGCUCUCUGUACGGAGACGUCCACGGCGGGGGUGGCGAGCCCGGUGCAGCUGAAGUCUUUUGACAACGACACCGCUGUGGCCAAGGGCACGGUCCACCCGCACGGUGCAGUGGCGCACACCUCCGGCUCCCCUCCCCCCUCGCCGACGGCUGCCGAUGUGGUAAACAACGCACCCGCGUCGGACGAGGAGCGUCCUGACAACCCUUUUGCCCUCCACCUCAACGACGAGUCACUCUGGGUGAACGUCCGCCACCGCGAGGUGUGGCUGCUGUGGUUUGUCUGCUUCGGCGCCUGGAGUGCCAUGACGGUGGUGUCGUCCAACAGCAGUCAGAUCUACCAGGCCCUCGCCUACGACUCCUUCUCGCUGACGGUCAACACGGUCUUCGUCUCCAUUUACGGCGUUGCGAGCGCGGUGGGCCGCAUCAUCGUUGGCUGCUUGCACCCUCGUCUGGCGCGGCACCGCAUGCCCAUUUCGGUGCUGCUCCCACUCGCACCGCUGCUGAACAUCGUGGGUCUGCCGAUGUUUCUGUUGUCGCCGUCGAGGAUGCUUUUUAUUCCCUUCUUUGUGGUGGGCCUCGGUGUGGGCUUUUCGUGGGGCACCACGGUGCUCGUCAUCACCUCCCUCUUCGCUGACCACAACUGUGGAAAGCACUACAGCUUUCUCUACACGGCGGGCAUGCUGUCGCCGCUGAUCUUCAACAUGGCUCUGUUUGGCCCGGUGUACGACCAUUAUGGCGAGCGUCAGGGGCACGUGGGUGGCGGCUCCUGCGAGGGAGUGGUGUGCAUCGCGGCACCGAUGAUCGUGUGCACGGCGGUGAACGUCAUCGCGGCGCCGCUGGCGUAUAUGUUCAUCAAGCGGACAACGGCUCGACGAGGCAUCGUUUAUACCGCGUAA